UCGCGCGGCGUGUUUGCGUGGGAAGAGGAGAGGAGGGGCCUGGCCUGGGAAUCCGCUGCUUCCCAUUCCAGGCGCAGGGGUACAACAUGGCGGAUUAGGAGGCGAGCGACGAGCCCGGAUACAACCAACAAAUCGUGGGAUACUGAUUCCCCGUGUCGCGGAGAAGGCAGGAAUAUAGGCUUUUCGGAAAGCUAGCGCACACCUUUAAGACUUCCCGAGACAUGCAUUUUGGAUACCAGUAAGCGCAUUAUUUGCUUUGCCACACUCCAAAUUGGCUGUCUGUCCGAGAUCAUUCCUAUCACCCAGGCCCCCCACCCCGAACACACUCUCGGUUCCUGGGGUGUGGAGACAGGGGCCGGGGAAGUGAAAAAAAAAUCGCACUUUUAUCUGGAACAUCAGGUUCCGUGGCGCGGGACAGUACUGUCAAGGAGAUCAUUGUGCGGAUGAGUGAGUGAUGCAAGUUUCGUUUCUCCAGGGCAGUAUGGGUGUGUGUCCCCUGCUCCUGCUACUCGUAGCCUUUGUGGCCCUCAGCACGGCCCAGACACUCCCUGGCCCUUCAGGUCCAGUCCUGACCACCAAACCUUCACACCCUCCUUCCACAUCACCCGCUACAUCCAUCCAGGAUCCCCUAUCAUCCACCCCAUCUGCGGCUCUGUCUCCUGAACUUGCAACAAAAGGACUCAAUGACUCCACGGGCGUGGGGACCCCAGAGGCUCCCAUUGCACCUCCUGUUGUUGUCCCUUCAACUGUGCCUGUCUCUACCGAGGCACCACCUGUCCCCCCAAACCCAUCUGCCGUGUCCCCGUCCCUCACCACUGUCAAGACUACAUUUUUAGCUACAUCAGAGCCCCCUACACCUGAGCCAACACCCACUCAGCCCACUUCAGAGCCUGAGACAGACACUCCAUCGGCCCCUACAGAUGCCACCACAGCUGACAUCAGCAAGCCUCCAGAUGAUGAUGGGCAAGAUGACACUGCGAUCAUGGCGGUGAUGGUUGCCCUGUCCUCUCUGCUGGUCAUUGUCUUCAUCAUCAUUGUCCUGUAUAUGCUCAGGUUUAAGAAGUACAAGCAGGCAGGGAGCCACUCCAAUUCCUUCCGCCUGACCAAUGGCAGAGCUGAUGACACAGAGCUUCAGAGUGUGCCGCUAUUGGCUCGCUCUCCUAGUACCAACAGGAAGUACCCGCCCCUUCUCGUCGACAAGCUGGAAGAGGAUAUGAACCGCCGAAUGGCUGAUGACAAUAAACUCUUCCGGGAAGAAUUCAACGCGUUGCCUGUAUGUCCUAUUCAGGCCUCAUGUGAUGCUGCCUCGAAGGAGGAGAAUAAGGAGAAGAACAGAUAUGUCAACAUCCUGCCCUAUGAUCAUUCUAGGGUGCAUCUGACGUCUUUAGAGGGUGUUCCAGACUCAGACUACAUCAACGCUUCAUACAUAAACGGUUACCAGGAGAAAAACAAAUUUAUUGCUGCACAAGGUCCAAAGGAGGAAACGGUCAAUGACUUCUGGAGGAUGAUCUGGGAACAGAACACUGCAACCAUAGUCAUGGUAACCAAUCUGAAAGAGAGAAAAGAGUGUAAAUGUGCUCAGUACUGGCCCGACCAGGGAUGCUGGACCUAUGGAAAUAUCCGCGUGUCAGUGGAGGACAUGAUGGUUCUGGUUGACUACACCAUCCGCAAGUUCUGCAUUCAGCAGGUGGGUGAUGUGUCUGGUAAGAAGCCUCAGAGGCUGGUCACACAGUUUCACUUCACCAGCUGGCCUGAUUUCGGGGUUCCUUUCACUCCCAUUGGCAUGCUGAAGUUCCUUAAGAAGGUCAAGACCUGCAAUCCACAGUAUGCUGGACCCAUAGUGGUUCACUGCAGUGCGGGUGUCGGCAGGACAGGGACCUUCAUCGUGAUAGAUGCUAUGCUGGACAUGAUGGGGGCAGAGAGAAAGGUCGACGUCUUCGGAUUCGUCACACGGAUCAGAGCCCAGCGCUGUCAAAUGGUCCAAACCGAUAUGCAGUAUGUGUUUAUAUUCCAAGCUUUGCUAGAGCACUACCUGUACGGAGACACAGAGUUAGAAGUGACGUCUCUGGAGUCUCACCUGAAUAAGCUGUAUGCUCCUUUACCUGGAGCUGGCUGUGGAGGCCUGGAGGCAGAGUUUAAGAAACUUACCUCCAUUAAAAUCCAAAAUGACAAGAUGAGAACAGGGAACUUGCCUGCCAACAUGAAGAAAAAUCGUGUUUUGCAAAUCAUUCCAUAUGAGUUUAACAGAGUGAUCAUCCCUGUAAAACGAGGGGAGGAGAACACUGACUACAUCAACGCCUCUUUUAUAGAUGGUUAUAGGCAAAAGGACUCCUACAUGGCAUGUCAGGGGCCGUUACAGCACACUAUUGAGGACUUCUGGAGAAUGAUCUGGGAGUGGAGAAGCUGCUCUAUUGUUAUGCUGACCGAGCUGGAGGAGAGAGGACAGGAGAAGUGUGCGCAGUAUUGGUCUAGUGAUGGUGUGAUGGUUUGCGGGGACAUCUCUAUUGAGUUGAAGAGGGAGGAGGAAAGUGAAAGCUACACUGUUAGGGACCUCCUCGUCACCAAUAACAGAGAAAAUAAGUCCCGCGCUGUGAGGCAGUUUCAUUUCCACGGCUGGCCAGAGGUGGGCAUCCCGUCUGACGGGAAGGGUAUGAUCAACAUCAUAGCUGCAGUUCAGAAACAGCAGCAGCAGUCUGGAAACCACCCAAUCACUGUGCACUGCAGUGCCGGAGCAGGGCGCACGGGGACAUUCUGUGCUCUGAGCACGGUCCUGGAGCGGGUGAAGGCAGAGGGCAUCCUGGACGUUUUUCAGACGGUGAAGAGUCUAAGACUACAGAGACCGCACAUGGUGCAGACACUGGAGCAGUACGAGUUCUGCUACAAAGUGGUCCAGGAAUACAUUGAUGCUUUCUCUGACUACGCCAACUUCAAGUAAAGCCCCGCCCACCUGCAGAAGAUUGGACAGACUUUCCCAGUCAUGCACUCACGUCCACAC
Messenger RNA from Carassius carassius (crucian carp), 2995 nucleotides. Its product is annotated as receptor-type tyrosine-protein phosphatase alpha-like. The transcript is spliced from 23 exons. Bases 455 to 2935 code for a protein of 826 amino acids. Gene Ontology annotation, biological process: protein dephosphorylation. NCBI's taxonomy places the organism in Eukaryota, Metazoa, Chordata, Actinopteri, Cypriniformes, Cyprinidae. Gene Ontology annotation, molecular function: protein tyrosine phosphatase activity. The record is from RefSeq and is a predicted model, not a curated record.